Messenger RNA from Musca domestica (house fly), 1249 nucleotides. RefSeq names its product transcription initiation factor TFIID subunit 12 (gene Taf12). Gene Ontology annotation, cellular component: transcription factor TFIID complex; SLIK (SAGA-like) complex; SAGA complex. NCBI's taxonomy places the organism in Eukaryota, Metazoa, Arthropoda, Insecta, Diptera, Muscidae. Gene Ontology annotation, molecular function: protein heterodimerization activity; DNA binding; TBP-class protein binding. Gene Ontology annotation, biological process: RNA polymerase II preinitiation complex assembly; DNA-templated transcription initiation. The record is from RefSeq and is a predicted model, not a curated record. The transcript has 3 exons. Bases 567 to 1109 code for a protein of 180 amino acids.
AAGAUGAGAAGAAGCAUAGUUUAUUAUUUUUGUGAUUUGCAGGAUUGCUUUGAUAUUCUUACCAAAACUUUUUAACUUUACCACGAAAAUUAUCAUUUAAUAUUAAACAAAUACUAUCCUCAACUCAUCCCCACAAAAGGUACAACAACAGGAGUAAGAAGUUUGUAAAAAAUAUGCAAUUGGUUUAAAUAGAUAGUGCUUUUUAUUACAUACAAACGAACACGCCAAUCUUCUGUUCUCAUCUGGUCUCCUUUCCUUAGUUCUAUAUGCCUCAAAUCCAAAGAUCACCUGAAUCAAAACUUUUACUAUCACCACCACCAACCAACAACCACAACCACCUAUACCCACAAUUUAUAUCCAUUCAUUUGUAUAAAACGGACAGCCAAACAAUAGAGACACAAUCCUAAUUUCCUCUAGUCUAAAUUCCUAUGUACCGCUUGAUUUGGUUUCUUGAUAUUAUAUUCUGUAUAUAAUUAUUUGCCCACCACUUUGUGGGCUUUAUUUUACAAAGUAAACGAAAACAAAGGUUUUGGGUAUUUCAAGAGUAUAAUAUAAUUAUUACAAAAAUGUCGGAUAUUUUUAAUAGUUUUGAUAGUAACGGUGCAGGUGGUGACGAUUCCCAGGACAUCAUAAUGGCAUCACCAUCUCAAAGUAGUCCAAUGGCAACCAAUUCAAAUUCGAAUUCGGCUGGAGUAAUUGGACAAACGGCCAAUAAUGCAUCAACAGGGUCUGGCAGUAAUGCCACAACUUCAAAUGCAAAGGCGUCAACAGGUGCAGAAAAUCAACCGAUUCUAACCAAACCACGUCUCAUGGAGUUGGUGAGAGAGGUUGAUACCACAGCCCAAUUAGACGAAGAUGUUGAAGAACUUUUGCUACAGAUUGCCGAUGAUUUUGUUGAAGAUGCGGUCAAGGCCACAUGUGCCUUUGCCAAACACCGUAAAGUUUCCAAAGUGGAAGUGCGCGAUGUUCAAUUACAUUUGGAACGUAAAUGGAACAUGUGGAUUCCUGGUUUUGGUACAGAUGAACUUAGACCCUAUAAACGUGCCGCCAUUACGGAAGCUCAUAAGCAACGUUUGGCAUUGAUACGAAAAACAAUUAAGAAAUAUUAAUCUUCUCUGGAACGACUGCCUCCAAAUGUUCAAUGAUUAGAGUAAUAUUUUUGUGUAAGGACAAUUUUAGUUAUUAAGAAACACUAGUAAGAUGAACUUGUCAUUUUUUUAAAUAUAUAUAUAUAUGAAUAACGAAACAA